This is a messenger RNA of Symbiodinium pilosum, 537 nucleotides long. NCBI's taxonomy places the organism in Eukaryota, Dinophyceae, Suessiales, Symbiodiniaceae. The record is from the annotation of a GenBank genome assembly.
GUUUGUUUGGGCUGUAGCUCAAAGAAUGCAUGUCAUGGUCCACGUCUAGGACGGCCAUUUGCGCCCAUGCCAUUACGGCCUGCAAGCCUCCUUGGGGGAAAUCGAAACGUUUUCGGUCUCGGCGAUUCAGCGACUGAAGCCACCAGUUCAUGGACGUCCAUGACAUUUCCAACGCAGUGUCGCGCGAGCAAGUUCUUGUUUCCAGCCUGCGAAGUGGCUUCAACUGACACGGCAGUGGAACCUAGGCACAGUCAGCAACUGGCAACAUGCUUUGGCGUCGGAGAGGCAGCAGCUGGCCUUCGAAGCGCAUCGGACUUCUUGUUCAGCAUCGAUAGUGGCCGUGCGUGGGAUCAAUUCCAGGAGCUCUUCAAGACACCUGCUGUGUUGGCCAAAUAUGAUAAAGAUUUUGAAUAUUGGGUUGCUGAGGCAACUGAUGCCAAUAACGAUCUGAACCGCGCAAAAGAGUUGCUUCAACAAGCGCUUCAAAAUCAAGCCCCGCAGCCUGAAGAUGAACAGGUUGUGGUUGAUCAAGACUGA